GGAGGCGGAGCCUGCGCUCUGACGACUAAUCUGGAGGCCGGAAGUUGCCUCGGUCUUCUGAGGAACAGGGCAAACUCUUGACUUCCGGUGGCGUUUUGAGGCCUGACAGUGUUUUCCUUGUCUUUUCUUACUCCCCAGUGUCUUUCUUUCUUUCUUUUUUUUCCCUACGUCCCAGGCUGGCUCGACCCUGGCGAAGCGGCGAGCGGGCUCUGCUUCCUAGCCGUCCCGGAGUCCCUCGCUAGCCGAGGGCCUGUUCCCGGGGGCCGCGCGCGCACCUCCCUCUCGCCGUCGUCUCCCCGGGGCCGGGCGCGGGGACAGAGUCUCCUCCCCCGUUCCUCGGAGCUGAGGCGGCCGUGCCACCUCCGAACUGCGCUUGCGAAAGAAGCUCGGGGAGGAGUUUGCCUCUCUCUUUUUUGGUUAAAGUAGUACAAAAUGUCAAAAAUUAGAAGGAAGGUCACUGUGGAAAAUACCAAGACCAUAUCUGAUAGCACAUCCCGAAGACCCAGUGUAUUUGAAAGGCUUGGACCCAGCACUGGCAGUACAGCGGAGACACAGUGCCGUAACUGGCUGAAGACUGGCAACUGCCUCUAUGGAAACACAUGUAGAUUCGUACAUGGCCCUUCACCCCGUGGUAAAGGUUAUAGCAGCAAUUAUAGAAGGUCACCAGAAAGACCUACAGGGGAUCUUAGAGAAAGAAUGAAGAACAAGCGCCAAGAUGUGGACUCUGAGUCCCAGAAACGAAAUACAGAGGAGUCAUCCUCACCUGUUAGGAAAGAAUCUUCAAGAGGGAGACAUAGGGAAAAGGAAGACAUAAAAAUCACUAAGGAGAGAACUCCAGAAAGUGAAGAAGAAAAUGUAGAAUGGGAAACUAAUAGAGAUGAUUCUGACAACGGAGAUAUUAAUUAUGAUUAUGUUCAUGAGUUGUCAUUGGAAAUGAAGCGUCAAAAGAUACAGAGGGAAUUAAUGAAGCUGGAACAAGAAAACAUGGAGAAAAGAGAAGAAAUUAUUAUUAAAAAGGAGGUUUCACCAGAAGUGGUUAGAUCAAAGUUGUCUCCAUCACCUUCUCUAAGAAAGUCUAGCAAAUCUCCAAAGAGAAAAUCAAGCCCUAAGUCAUCAUCUUCAACUAGCAAGAAAGACAGGAAGACAACUGCAGUUUCCUCUCCAUUGUUGGACCAGCAGAGGAAUUCAAAAAGCAACCAAAGUAAGAAGAAAGGACCUCGAACUCCUAGCCCUCCCCCUCCUAUACAGGAAGAUAUUGCUCUGGGGAAAAAAUACAAAGAAAAAUAUAAAUUGAAAGACAGGAUAGAGGAAAAACCAAGAGAUGGAAAGGACAGAGGACGAGAUUUUGAAAGACAAAGAGAAAAAAGAGACAAGCCGAGAUCCACUUCCCCAGCAGGACAACAUCAUUCUCCAAUAUCUUCUAGACAUCACUCAUCUUCCUCACAGUCAGGAUCGUCGAUUCAAAGACAUUCUCCUUCUCCUCGCCGAAAAAGAACUCCUUCACCAUCUUAUCAGAGGACAAUAACUCCACCUUUACGCCGCUCUGCUUCUCCCUAUCCUUCACAUUCUCUGGCUUCUCCUCAGAGAAAGCAAAGCCCUCCAAGACAUCGCUCUCCAGUGAGAGAGAAGGGGAGGCACGAUCAUGAGCGAGCUUCACAGUCUCACGAUCGGCGUCAUGAAAGGAGGGAAGAGACUAGAGGUAAAAGGGACAGAGAAAAGGACACAAGAGAAGAACGAGAGUAUGAACAGGAUCAGAGCUCUUCUCGAGACCACAGGGAUGACCGAGAACCUCGAGAUGGGCGGGAUCGGAGAGAUGCCAGAGAUACUAGAGACCGAAGGGAACUAAGAGACUCUAGAGAUGUUCGGGACUCCAGAGAGAUGAGAGAUUACAGCAGAGAUAACAAAGAGAGCCGUGACCCCAGGGAUUCUCGGUCUACUCGUGAUGCCCAUGACUACAGGGACCGUGAAAGUCGAGAUGCUCAUCGAAAGGAGGACGCGUAUCAGGAAGAAUCCCGAAGUUAUGGCAGAAACCAUCUGAGAGAAGAAAGUUCUCGCACUGAAAUAAGGAAUGACUCCAGAAAUGAGUCUCGAAGUGAGAUUAGGAAUGACCGGAUGGGCAGAAGUAGAGGAAGAGCUCCAGAGAUGCCUGAAAAGGGAAGUCGAGGCACAAGAGGUUCUCAGAUUGAUAGUCACGGUAGUAGUAGCAACUAUCAUGACAGCUGGGAGACACGAAGCAGCUAUCCUGAAAGAGACAGAUACCCUGAGAGAGACAACAGAGAGCAAGCAAGAGAUUCUUCAUUUGAGAGAAGACACGGGGAGAGAGACCGUCGCGACAACAGAGAGAGAGCUCCUAUGUUCUACACCUCCUGCUGCCCCUAUCCUUUGCCACCAGUGUUCUCAGGCCCUGCUGGGGGGACAGAGAAGAUCAGAGAUCAAAGACCAAGCUCACCAAUUCGACAUCAGGGAAGGAAUGACGAGCUUGAGCGUGAUGAACGAAGAGAGGAACGAAGAGUAGACAGAACGGAUGAUAGAAGAGACGAAAGGGCUAGGGAGAGAGACAGGGAGCGGGAGCGCGAGCGGGAGAGGGAGCGCGAGCGGGAGAGGGACCGGGAAAGAGAGAAAGAGAGAGAACUGGAAAGAGAGCGGGCGGCGCGGGAGCGCGAGCGCGAGAGAGAAAGAGAGAAGGAGAGAGACCGGGAGCGAGAGCGUGACCGGGAGCACGACAGAGAGAGGGAGAGAGAGAGGGAGCGCGAGCGGGAGAAAGAGCGGGAGCGGGAGCGCGAAGAAAGGGAGCGCGAGCGCGAGCGGGAGAGGGAGCGCGAACGUGAGCGCGAGAGGGAGAGAGCGAGGGAGAGGGAGCGCGAGCGCGAGCGCCAGAGGGAGUGGGAAGACAAGGAGAAAGCUCGCGAGGACCGCAGGGAAAAGCGGGAAGAUCUGCGAGAAGACCGGAACCCCAGAGAAGGCCACGAGGAGAGAAAGUCCAAGAAGCGCUAUAGAAAUGAAGGGAGUCCUAGCCCUCGUCAGUCACCUAAGCGCCGGCGAGAGCAUUCUCCUGACAGUGACGCCUACAACAGUGGAGAUGAUAAAAAUGAAAAACACAGGCUCUUGAGCCAGGUUGUUCGACCUCAAGAAUCACGUUCUCUUAGUCCAUCACACCUUACAGAAGACAGGCAGGGUAGAUGGAGAGAAGACGAUCGUAAACCAGAAAGAAAAGAAAGUUCAAGGCGCUAUGAAGAGCAGGAUUUCAAAGAGAAAGUUUCUUCUGUAGAUAAGCAGAGAGAACAGACAGAAAUCACAGAAAGCUCCAGAACUCGUUCACAAGACCUGACAGGACACCACCCAUCCGAAGAUCGAGACACCUCUGAUGGAGCUUAUGAGGAGAGCAAGAGAAAAGCAAAGAUUCAAAAGAAACCUAUUAAGAGAAAGAAGGAUGAUGAUGUUGGAAUGGGGAGGGGUAACACAGAGAUAGCAUCUGAAGAUGGUCAAGUAUUUUCACCAAAAAAAGGACAGAAGAAGAAAAGUGUUGAAAAGAAGCGUAAGCGGUCCAGAGGUGAUUCUGACAUCUCUGAUGAAGAAACGGUGCAGCAGAGUAAGAAGAAAAGAGGCCCGAGGACUCCGCCUAUCACAGCCAAAGAGGAGCCGGCUGACAUGCCCAGUGAUAAGGAUGGCGCUCUGGAGGACCCUCAGAAGAAAGAGGAUACAGCGUUCAGUGACUGGUCUGAUGAGGACGUGCCUGACCGCACGGACCUGACGGAGCCAGAGCACGCCGCCACUGCCGCCACCCCUGGAAGGACCCCUUCGCCGUCUUCUCUCCCUCCUCCACCGCCUCCUUUGGCUGCUACUGCGGCCACCCCUGCCACGGCCUUCAGCACAUCGACCACCACCAUUUCCACCUCCACCCUCCCCACCACCAAUACAUCUUUUACCAGUGAAGACUCCCAUAGGAAGUGCCACAGAACACGGGCGGAAAAGGUAGAGGCGCCUCAUGUUACUAUAGAAGACACACCACAUCGCAAGCCAGUGGAUCAGAAGCGGAGCAGCAGCCUCGGCAGCAACCGGAGCAAUCGCAGUCACACGUCUGGCCGUCUCCGCUCCCCAUCCAACGACUCUGCUCAUCGAAGUGGGGAUGACCAGAACGGUCGAAAGAGAGUGCUGCAUAGCGGCUCAAGAGACAGAGAAAAAACUAAAAGUCUGGAAAUCACAGGAGAGAGAAAAUCCAGAAUUGAUCAGCUAAAGCGUGGAGAACCUAGUCGAAGUACUUCCUCAGAUCGCCAGGAUUCAAGAAGCCAUAGUUCCAGAAGAAGUUCUCCUGAGUCAGAUCGACAGGUCCAUUCAAGAUCAGGGUCGUUUGACAGCAGAGAGAGGCUUCAAGAGCGCGACCGUUAUGAGCACGAGAGAGAGCGGGAGCGAGAAAGGAGGGACGUCCGGCAGAGAGACUGGGAGCGGGAUGCCGAUAAAGAUUGGCCCCGGAAUAGGGACCGGGAUCGACUGCGGGAACGGGAGAGGGAACGGGACAAAAGGAGAGACUUAGACAGGGAGAGGGAGAGACUACUCUCUGAUGCCCUGGAAAGGGACCGGGAGAGGGACAGGGACAGAACGUUUGAGGGUUCUCAAGUAGAGUCUGUGAAACGCAGUGAAGUCAAACUGGAGAGUGAGCAUGACAGAGACCUAGAAGGCAGUUCCCGAGAGUCUGGAGCUUUGGAUAAAGAAAGGCUGGAUAAAGAUCUGGGAUCUGUGCAGGGAUUUGAAGAUACAAGUAGAGCUGAGAGGACUGAGAGUGUGGAAGCAGGAGACGAUGAAUCCAAGCUAGAUGAUGUGCAUUCAUUGGGAUCUGGUGCUGGAGAAGGAUACGAGCCAAUUAGUGAUGAUGAACUAGAUGAAAUUCUGGCAGGUGAUGCUGAAAAGCGGGAGGACCAACAGGAUGAGGAGAAGAUGCCAGAUCCGCUAGAUGUGAUAGACGUGGAUUGGUCUGGUCUUAUGCCAAAGCAUCCAAAAGAGCCACGAGAGCCUGGGGCCGCGCUCUUAAAAUUCACACCUGGAGCUGUUAUGCUGCGAGUUGGCAUUUCUAAAAAGUUGGCUGGUCCUGAGCUCUUUACGAAAGUCAAGGAAACAUGUCAGAGACUUUUAGAAAAGCCCAAAGAUACAGACAGUCUCUUUGAACAUGAACUCGGGGCUCUCAACAUGGCUGCAUUACUACGAAAAGAGGAAAGAGCGAAUCUGCUUAGUAAUCUCGGACCAUGUUGUAAAGCGUUAUGCUUCAGACGGGAUUCUGCAAUCCGAAAGCAGCUUGUUAAAAAUGAGAAGGGCACCGUAAAACAAGCUUAUACAAAUGCUCCAAUGGUAGACAAUGAACUGUUACGACUGAGUCUUCGAUUAUUUAAGCGAAAGACAAUGUGCCAAGCCCCGGGACCUGAAAAGACUGAAGAUAAUAAACUUUCACAGUCCAGUAUUCAACAGGAACUCUGUGUGUCUUAAGACUGAAGUCCAGGUACAUUUUUGGUACUAUUUUCCUUCAGCAGUGCGUAUUCUUUUCCAAAGUUCUUUGGUUUGACAAGCAUUAUUAGUGACAAAGACAGAAAAGACUGACCAGCCAUGCUAAAAUAGUGAUGAACUUUUUUAAUAAAGUUUAAAGACACUAGUUUGGCGAGCUUAUGAUUUUACAUAAAUUUUUACACUGUCCAAAAUAAUGUGAGGGCAUCUAGAUUGAGUUGUAAUUUAUUCUGUACCUUUUGGUAAAACUGAAGCUUUUGAAAACGGUCGUCCUUACGCUUCUAACCUACACAGAUUUUUUUAUGAAAUGGAGCCAGAGCCACUGACUUAUGUACUGGAUCAUCCUUACAGAAACUGCGAUUUUCUCCAGAAACAGUGUGUUCACUGAAUACACACACACACACCAUGCACCACCGUGAUGCACAGGACACAGAGGGGUGCUGCUGUGUGUAGGCUGGCCUCCCGCAGGAGCAAGCCACAAUCCUGUUUUCUGAAAUUCUAAGCAGAACUACUUACUGACUCUUCAGUUUUUUAAAAUAUAUGUGCAUUGUUACAAUGUAUAUUGGAUAUAUUUCAAUUCUCAAUGGCUUUGUUUGUUAUCAGAGAUUGUCAACUUUUUAUUUUUAAUAAAUGUACCUUCCCUUUC
Bubalus bubalis (water buffalo) is the source of this 6136-nucleotide messenger RNA. RefSeq names its product zinc finger CCCH-type containing 13 (gene ZC3H13). Lineage: Eukaryota; Metazoa; Chordata; Mammalia; Artiodactyla; Bovidae. The transcript is spliced from 20 exons. Bases 433 to 5475 code for a protein of 1680 amino acids. Gene Ontology annotation, molecular function: metal ion binding. Gene Ontology annotation, cellular component: nuclear speck. The record is from RefSeq and is a predicted model, not a curated record.